This is a messenger RNA of Phycomyces blakesleeanus NRRL 1555(-), 615 nucleotides long. It is a transcript of the gene Ndufa5, whose product is annotated as NADH dehydrogenase 1 alpha subcomplex subunit 5 NDUFA5. The record is from RefSeq and is a predicted model, not a curated record. The coding region runs from base 9 to 392 and encodes 127 amino acids. Gene Ontology annotation, biological process: respiratory electron transport chain. The transcript has 2 exons. NCBI's taxonomy places the organism in Eukaryota, Fungi, Mucoromycota, Mucoromycetes, Mucorales, Phycomycetaceae.
CCACUCUAAUGUUGUUUUCGCGUCCUCUGUUCCAGACUGUGACCAAGGUGUCUACCAACAUCACAGGCAUUGCUGUGCAUCCCACCCCUCGCCCUCACCUGAUUAAGACAUACAACAACACACUCCAGGCCUUGUCAAGCUUUCCUUCGACUGCUGUCUAUAGACAGGCCACUGAAGCCUUUACUCAGCAGCGUUUGGCAGUAGUUGAGUCGACUGAGAAUUUAGAGGAAAUUGAGGCCAAGUUGGGUGCUGGUCAGAUUGAGGAGGUUAUUAUCCAAGCCGAGGAAGAAUUGAAAUUGGUUGGCAAGAUGGCAGAAUGGAAACCCUGGGAGGCUCUCGAAACACCUGCUCCUGAGGGUCAGUGGGAUUACAUCAGCAACUACAAGAACUAGAAGCUAGAAGAUGAAGAUGAAGAUGAAGACCACACCGUUGCAUUACUCCAGACAUGACAACAAACUCCCCCUUUGAUUCAAUCAAUAAAAUUAUACACCAAAAGAAGAGAUAAACUCAUUUAUGCUGGAUGGUUACACCUAUACGUCAUCAAACGCCUGUUGUGCGUUUUAUUUAUUAAGGAAACCCCAGGAAAAAUAAACAACAUUGCAUUCAUUCAUUAGU